AUGGCAUCUCAGACCAUCGAGAGCCACCGCUCAGGUGCAGAGAUCUUCCAUGGAGAUGUCGAUUGCAAGAAGAUGAUCAUUGAACUUCUCAAAGAGAUCUGCCUUCCACUGGGUUUGUUCCCAGUGGAGGAUAUCGAGGAAUUUGGCUAUAAUCGUGCAUCAGGAUUCAUAUGGAUAAUUCAGAAGAAGAGCAAGAAUCACACCUUCAAGAAGAUCAAGCGUCAGGUUUCUUAUGCAACUGAGGUGACCGCAUUAGUUGAGCCUCGCAAGAUGAAAAAGAUGACUGGGGUCAAGACCAAGGAGCUUCUGUUGUGGCUCUCUGUUGUUGAGAUGUACUUUGAAAAUCCCUCAUCAGAGAAGCUCACCUUCAAGACUGGCACUGGACUUUCUGAUAGCUUUGUGGCGUCUGCUUUUGAGUUUGAGAAGUGAGAGCUCUAUGAUUGCCCUUUUGUCGUUGAACUAUAUUUUUUUUUUCUUUUGUUUGAUACGGUGAUAUUGUGUGCAAGUGUUCUCAUUAUACUAAGAGAAAUGGUGUUCGGAUUUGGUCAUUGUUCAACGUAAUAGCAAGUUCUAAGAAAUGUUUAUUAAUUAAUUUUCUACU
Asparagus officinalis (garden asparagus) is the source of this 601-nucleotide messenger RNA. RefSeq lists its product as uncharacterized. The transcript is spliced from 2 exons. Lineage: Eukaryota; Viridiplantae; Streptophyta; Magnoliopsida; Asparagales; Asparagaceae. The record is from RefSeq and is a predicted model, not a curated record. Bases 1 to 429 code for a protein of 142 amino acids.